Oncorhynchus kisutch (coho salmon) is the source of this 4981-nucleotide messenger RNA. RefSeq names its product cohesin subunit SA-2. Gene Ontology annotation, cellular component: chromatin; nucleus; cohesin complex. Gene Ontology annotation, molecular function: chromatin binding. Gene Ontology annotation, biological process: sister chromatid cohesion. The coding region runs from base 217 to 3783 and encodes 1188 amino acids. The transcript is spliced from 32 exons. The record is from RefSeq and is a predicted model, not a curated record. Lineage: Eukaryota; Metazoa; Chordata; Actinopteri; Salmoniformes; Salmonidae.
UUUUUCUAGGAUAGGUCAGGUCUAUGUCCCUCCUCCUGCUUUCUGUUGAUAUAAUUCCGCUGGAUGGCGCUGUCACAUCAGGGACCUGGCACUGCUUAUUGACAGCUGCUAUUUGGAAUUCUCAUGCUUCUGCAACUCUGAAACAUCACUGGACACAUCUAUACUCAUAGCUCUACACUGAAACACACACCAGCUCCUGUGGGAUGAUGUGAAGAGAUGAUAGCAGAACCUACAGUCACCUCCAGGUCCUCAGUACAGAAUGAGAACUUGGCUGUGGACGCAAACUCCUCUGGAGCUGUCAAUCACACAGUGGGCGGAGCCCGGAAUGAGAACAGACAGAGUUUGAGAGGGAAGAGGAGGGCACGGGGGGGCUCUGAGAAUGCCAAGCGCAGACACACCAAGGUAACCAAUGGCAGUCUGGGUCGGGCACAGAACAGACACCUCAAACAUGGGGACAUUGAGGCCGUCACAUUGUUCGAGGUGGUCACCAUGGGCAGGAGUGCCAUGCAGGCUGUAGUUGAUGAUUGGAUUGAGGCGUACAUCACAGACAGAGACUCUGGCCUCCUGGACCUCAUUAGCUUCUUCAUCCAGUGUUCCGGUUGCAAAGGUUUGGUGACAGCUGAGAUGUUCCAAAGCAGGCAGGAUGAUGUCAUGAGGAAGAUGGUGGAGGAAUUGGAUGAGGGUUCGGGGCUGCAGUAUAAAAAAUUCCUGGCCUUCCCCUGGAUCCUCACAGUCACGUGGCCCAUGGACAUGGACAGUGGGGAAUAUCCUCUCACCAUGUCUGGUCCGUACUGGCGCCGGUUCCGUGGUGAGUUCUGUGAGUUUGUGUCGGUGUUGGUAACCCAGUGUCAAUACAAUGUGAUCUUUGACAGCUACCUCAUGGACACACUCAUCUCUCUGCUCACCGAGCUGUCCGACUCCCGUGUACGAGCCUUCAGACACACCUGCACAUUGGCAGCAAUGAAGUUGCUAAGCUCUCUGAUUGGAGUAGCCCUUAGUCUGAGUGUGAGUAUAGAGAACAGCCAGAGACUGGGCGAGGUGGAGAGAACCAAGACAUCAGGAAGACGCAACUCACCAAGACUGGAGAGAAUACACAGGAAGACCACAGAGCUGCAGGAUAGGAGGGUGGAGAUAGAGAACAUGAUGGAUGCCAUAUUCAAAGGAGUCUUCCUGAAGAGAUACCGGGAUGUGCUCCCAGAGAUCCGGUCCAUGUGUAUGGAAGAGCUGGCUGUAUGGAUGAAACUUUACAGUCCAGUGUUUCUGACUGACAGCUACCUCAAAUACAUGGGCUGGAUGAUGCAUGACAAGCUACCUGACGUGCGUCUGAAGUGUGUGUUGGGGCUACAGGGUCUGUAUGGAGACCCGCUCCUCCUGCCCAAACUAGACCUCUUCAACAGCCGCUUCAAGGACAGGAUGAUCUCUAUGACUCUGGACAAGGACCACGAGGUGGCAGUUCAGACCCUGAGACUACUCAUACUCAUCUCCCAGUCAGCUGAUGAGGUUAUAAAUCCUGAGGACUAUAAGCAGCUGUUCCAGUUGGUGUACUCCUCACAUCGUCCUCUGGCUACCACCGCAGGAGAGCUGCUCUACACACGGUUGCUCAGCUCCCCUACUCCGGCACCUGACCUCAGAGAGGGGGCGAGUGAGCAGGACACACACACACAGCUGACGACAGCCAGAGUGAGGGCUCUGCUGCACUUCUACCAGGACAGUGAGCUCCAUCAGCAUGUAGUAUACCUGGUAGACAGUCUGUGGGACUGUGCUGGUGCCAUGCUGAAGGACUGGUCAUCUCUUACCUCGUUACUGCUACAGGACCCCUCCACUCAGGAUGCAGAUCUGAGUGCUGGAGAGCAGUCUCUGGUUGUAGAGUUAUUGGUGGCAUCAGUGCGUCAGGCAGUAGAGGGACCCCUGCUGGCGGGAAGGAGCACAUGCAAGAAGGUGGUAAGUGCCAGAGAAAAAAAGUCUCAGGUAGAUGACUGUGGCAGACUCACUGAACACUUCCUCAAGGUACUGCCACAGUUGCUGAUUAAGUAUUCAGGGAGCCCAGAAACUGUGGCAUCUCUUUUGAAGAUACCUCAGUACUUACACCCAGAUUCGCCAAAUGCAGAAUUCCCACAGGCGUUGUCGGGCCUGCUGGCUGAGAUGGGAGCUGUUUUGGAGCUCCACACUGACCCUGCAGUGCUGGAGGCGGCUGCUCGCUCAUACCUCAGCCUGUGUGGAGAGGAAACAGCCUGGCACCCCCUGGCACGACCUGGCAGAGACGCAGUGGUCCAAUGCUGGGCAGACAGAUUGGCAGCACUGCUGGGUGACGCACUGCAGGAUGGCAACUUCACUGCUGAUGAGGAAAAGACAGGAGAGAUUCUAUCCACACUGAAGAAACUCACUGCUUUCCACAAUGCCCAGGACCUGUCUCGUUGGGGACUGUAUGAGCAGGUCUUUCCUCUUCUCUCAGUGGAGAUCAUUCACGGUGGAUUACCUACACAGCUGACAGUGGAAGCUCUGCAGUGUGUAUCUUACUCUGUCCUCUGGAACCUCAACACCAGUAGAGAAACCCUGACCUCACGGGAAAAGGCUGUAGCCCAGAGGAGUCAGAUGAGAGCAUUGUGUGAGAAGUGUCUACGUUGUCUGUCCCACAACGAUCAGAGUGUGAAGGAGCAGGCAUUCCUGUCUCUGUGUGAUGUCUUGACAGCCCACAACUACCAGUUGCAAGUGUGGGAUCCCUCGUCUUACGGCCCCCUGCUCUACACUCCCGACCCAAAACUUCAGAGGGCGCUGCUUGCCUUCAUUCUGGAGCACGUCUUCACUGGAGCAGAGUAUGACAGCCACAGCAGGGGUAGUGAUGUAGAGUCUGGUGAGGGGAGGUUGGAGGAGCUCCACAGACGUAGGAGCUUAUUGGCAGGCUUCUGUAAACUCAUAGUACACGGGGUGCUGGAGAUGAGUAUGGCUGCUGAUCUCUUUAAGUAUUACAUGAAGUAUUAUAAUAACUUUGGUGACAUCAUUAAGGAGACUCUGAGCAGAACACGGCAGAUGGAUAAGAUAGAGAGUGCUCGCACGCUGGUGCUCUGUCUGCAACAGUUGUUCCUGCGUCUGAAGCAGGAGCAGGACAGUGGAGUCACCUGUAGCUCAGGUGUCCAAACAUUCAGCAGCAUCAAGGAGCUGGCCAGACGCUUCUCUCUCACCUUCGGCUGGGACCAGACAAAGUCCAGAGAGUCCCUCACUCUGAUCCAUAGGGACGGUAUAGAGUUUGUUUUUCAGGGCUUUGUCCAGAGAGCAGAGAAGCCCUCUCCUCCAUACCUCUCCUACCUUACCAUCCUCAGCGAGUUCUCCAGCAAGCUCCUCAGACCAGACAAAAAGAUUGUUUACACCUACCUACAGAGGUACAUAAGUGAACAGAUCAUCAGUAACAGAGAGGAGUGUUGGCUGCCACUCAUCUACUACCGAGCCUCCUUAUUGGCUACUGGGGCUGAGGGGGAAGAUGCUGUGUCCUUCAUCAGCUCUGAUACGCUAAAGCAACCGUCUCUAGCCAAUCGCUCACGCUCUCCCUCUGUCAGACACAGCCCGACUGCUGAUGGAGACAUGAGGUCCCCGUCUGCUCUUACCUCUACUGAGACCAAAGUAAGGAGGCUCCAUAAGGCCAGCAGCAGUACAAGCCCAGAGGACAGGAAGCCAGAGGUUGAGCUUGGUCCCAUCGCCAGGGAUCCCCCGCCGACCAUAGUGAUAUCAGAGGAGCCGUUCCACGCUAACGAGGAAUUGGAUGUGGACACUGUGGAGGUUGACCUGUGAACUGGAAGAUGGAUUGAAUAAAAUAAGUCACAUGCUUUGUAAACAAAAAGUGUAUACUAACAGUGAAAUGCUUACUUACGGGACCUUCCCAACAAUGCAGAGAGAAAGAAAAUAGUGAAGUAAUAAUAAAUACACCAAUGAGUAACAAUAACUUGGGGUACCAGUACGAUUUAAAUAUAACUAGGCAGCGUAUGUGAUGAGUCGAUAUAAGAAUGGAUGGGAGCAAUAUGACAAACAUUAUCACCUUUCCUAUCAGAAAGGAUGUGGUGGUAGUACCAUAUUGCUUAUAACUCCCAAUACCUAUUGAUAUCUACACAGGUGGCUGGGGGUCGUGUCUGGACAAGGAUGGAAUAAACACCCUUUUACGCAUCUUAGUUAUCAAAAGGGACAACGGUCUUGCUUCCUCUCCUUCAUGGCACUGAUUUGAAAGAGGAAGAAAAUAAUCUGGUGUAUGCUUUCCCCCAUCCAGAUGUAGGAAAGGAGAUGAGACAUGGAGUAUUUUUCUGUAACCUUAUUUAAACCAACUGUCAUUAUAGAACUGGCUCUUUGACAAGUUUUUUUUUAUUUUACAGCUUCCAGCCCAUGUAGACAAUUUGACAGUCUUCCUUAGAGAAGAUGCUGUACCAAUGGUAGGUUAAGACUAAUUACCCAGUAUCUUAAUUGAUUCCAGGACAAUGAUGUGGUGCAUUAUGGAUAUAAGCUCUUUUUAUUUGUAUUAAAACCAAUGUAUCUGCUGGUGCUGUUAUUUCACUUCGCUCUUGGGAAAAGUCCCUCUAGAUACUAAAGAAUGAUAAAUUGUACUCAAGCUUGAAAGAAUGCUUUUAGGGAACACUAGUGGGCUCGUUUUUACACUAAAAGCGUCAACUUAAAUCGUAGCAAAUGCUAUUUUGGUGCCAGCGUUUUAAUUUUGAUUAUAAAAUAAGCAUAUUGUGUGUAUAAGAGGUUACGGUCAUAUAGACUGAUUAUCAAUGAGUCAGAUGUGCCCUAGCUAGUAGGUGAUUGUGUUAUGGCUUAGAUCUCACCGACAUGAUCUAAAUAGGAUUGUUAUUGAAACACUCCACUGUUCAUCUGUUCUAAUGGUAGAUUUUUACACAACAGUGUGGUCUGUAAAGGUGUGUGGUCAUAGUAGCUAAUCAGACCUGUUUUAAUUGACUUGUCAUUGGAAAUGGUACCAUCAAUAAAUAUCACUCGCACAAAA